This is a messenger RNA of Aspergillus costaricaensis CBS 115574, 1281 nucleotides long. RefSeq names its product nitrilase. Gene Ontology annotation, molecular function: catalytic activity. The record is from RefSeq and is a predicted model, not a curated record. The transcript is spliced from 2 exons. Lineage: Eukaryota; Fungi; Ascomycota; Eurotiomycetes; Eurotiales; Aspergillaceae. The coding region runs from base 76 to 1281 and encodes 401 amino acids.
ACAGCAUCACCAUGAUCAUCCUAAUCCUUCUCAUAAUAGUCAUAAUCAUAAUCUAGUCUAAUCUCAUUAGUUACUAUGUCCCCCAGAAAACUCACCCUCGCCAUCGCCCACCCAACCAUAACAUCCACCUCCCCAUCCCAAAUCACCCAGCUCGCCCACACCGCAGCGUCCAAGGGCGCUCAUCUCCUCGUCAUCCCGUCUUACGCGACACCAGCUGCAGCAACAGCAAGAAAUAAGAGUCCGAGAGACCAAUAUUUGAAGCUAUUCAAUUGCGCUCACGACCUCUCCGACCCGGGAAGUAAUCCAGAGUGUCAUGGCGAGAAGAAAUCCAAAGCUACAGAGAUCCUGGAACAUCUCGCUCAGGAAACGAAACUGUUCCUGAUUGUGGGAUUGCUGGAGCGCGCGUGUGGGAAUUUGUAUCAUACUGUGGUGUAUAUUCAUCCUGCGAAUGGGUUGGUGGAGAAGAGGAGGUGUUUUGCGUUGACCGGUGCAGCGAAAACAUACCUCUCUCCCGGACAACCGCAUACAUCUCCGAUCACUAUUAAUUGCAAAAGUGGGCUUGAGGUGAAGAUAGGGGUCGGCUUAUGCGAGGAGAAUUACCAUCCGCUUGUUCGGCAGGAACUCUAUACAGCUGGUAUUCAAGUCUACAUCUCCCUCGGGGGUGUCUCCUAUCUCGAUGGUAGUGACAGCGAUGGUGGGGAUGAAAUCGGCCUAUGGGAGAGUUUACUGCGCACGGUAGCUGUCGAAGGAAGAGUAUUCGUUCUGGGUAGUUACACUACUUCUCAGCCUGCGCAUCAACAUCACCUUGCCUCUCCUACCCGUAUCCCCAGCUGGCAAUUCUCCCCAGGCGCGAAGAAACGGUCUCUGUCUAUUACAGCUGAAGGGCCACAUGAGAUCGUCUGGCCGGAGGUUCGGCAUGCGGAUGACGGUGCUACUGCAGCAGCUAUGGGACCGCGGAGGUCGGUGACGGCUGAGGGACCGCAUGAGAUUGUGUGGCCAGGACAGUUGAAUGCCGAUAUGAGUUCGAAUGUGGAUGGGGAGAUGAGUCCGGGGAGAGUGGAGCAGAGACAUGUUCAUGUUGGUGGUGGUAGUGGUAGUGGAAGGGAAGGGCCGUCGGGAGAAAGUGGGUGUGGAGGGGCAGCAUGGAUAGUGGGUCCGUUUGGAGAGAUUCUGGCGGGUUCGAGGGGAGGAGUAUCGUUGGAUGAUGAUGGGCUAUUGGUGAGGGAGGUGGAUUUGGAGGAUUGUAUUCGAGGGAGAUGGGAUCGAGAUUUGGCGGGUUAG